This is a messenger RNA of Dibothriocephalus latus, 735 nucleotides long. The record is from the annotation of a GenBank genome assembly. Lineage: Eukaryota; Metazoa; Platyhelminthes; Cestoda; Diphyllobothriidea; Diphyllobothriidae.
AUGAUGGUGACAAAGGCAACAUGGAUGAUGAUGCCGAUAUUGGAUAAUGGUGAUGAUGAUGUUGAUGAUGAUGACGACGUCGAAAAUAGUGAUAAUGACGAUGUUGAUGAUGAUGAUGAUGAUUAUGAUGGUGACGACGACGACGACAAUGCUGAUGCAGGUGACGGCGAUGACGAUGAUGAUGAUGAUGAUUUUGAUGAUGGUGAUGAUGAUGACCACAAUGAUGACGACGACGAUGAUGAUGAUGACGAAGACGACGACGGCGAUGAUGUAAGUCUUGCUGAUGGUGACGAUGAUGACAAAGAUGAUGAUAGGGAUGAUGCUGACGAUGAUGAUAUCCAUGUUGAUGAAGACGUUGAUGAUGAUGAUGAGGAUGAUGGUGAAAACGACAACGAUGGUGAUGAUCAUGAUGUUGAUGAUGAUGUCGACAUGGAUAAUGGUGGUGACGAUGAUGAUGAUCGUGACGACGACGACGACGAUGAUGAUGCUGAUUAUGCUGAUUGUGUUGAUGACGGUGACAAUGGUGGCGUCGGCGACGACGAUGAUGAUGAUGAUAAGGACGGCGACGGUGAUGAUGAUGACCAUAUUGACGACGAAGACGACGAUAGCUAUGAUGCUAGGGAUGAUGAUGAUGAUGUUGGCGACGAUGAUGAUGCUGACGAUGGUGAUGAUGAAAUUGAUGUUGACGACGAUGAUGAUGACCGCGAUGAUGAUUUUGGUGCUGAUGAUGAUGAU